GUCUCUCCCCAGAUGUGCGAGAAGUUUACCGUCUGCGAGAACAGCAUGGAAAUGCUCGUCCAGAACAACCUCAACCUCCCCAAGGUGACGGAGGAAGAUGGGUGUCUGCUCGCCGGCUUCGAUGAGGAUAAAUGCUUGAGAAAACUCUCCAGUGGGCUUUAUACGUUUCGGACAUACCUUCAAUAUGUACAAGAAACUUUUACCAGUGAAAAGCAAAAUGUUGAAUCGCUGUGCUAUAGUACAGAGCACCUGGCACGUACCAUAAGACAGAUGGUGAUAAACCCCGAUGAAGUGAUCAUCCCAGACUCAGCUACCCAGGAAUCCCUCCGCGCAAAGCUGAAGUCCGAUAAGACCUGGAUAGAGAAAAUCACCACCCACCUCAUCCUCCGAGACUUUACUUCAUUUAUGGAGAAAACCGUGAGGGCCGUUCGCUAUUUGAAAAAUACCAGGAGUUUCAGUGCCUGAAUGUUUUAAUUCAGGCACAAUCCUUUGUUACAAAUCUGUCAUGUGGCAGAUGACAGUGUUGUUCUGUUUUAAGAACCAGAAAUAGUAACAAUGGUUUGCAUUUAUAUACAUUCUCAUUUCCUUCUAGGAACCUAUUUAUUGUAUUUAAAAUAUU
Molecule: messenger RNA, 619 nt
Organism: Aptenodytes forsteri (emperor penguin)
Lineage: Eukaryota; Metazoa; Chordata; Aves; Sphenisciformes; Spheniscidae
Gene: IL6
Product: interleukin 6
Exons: 3
Coding region: 13-465 (150 amino acids)
Biological process (GO): positive regulation of cell population proliferation; immune response; T-helper 17 cell lineage commitment
Cellular component (GO): extracellular region
Molecular function (GO): interleukin-6 receptor binding; growth factor activity; cytokine activity
Source: RefSeq, a predicted model, not a curated record